Messenger RNA from Camellia sinensis, 1561 nucleotides. Its product is annotated as Eukaryotic aspartyl protease family protein. Gene Ontology annotation, cellular component: extracellular region. The record is from RefSeq and is a predicted model, not a curated record. Gene Ontology annotation, molecular function: aspartic-type endopeptidase activity. NCBI's taxonomy places the organism in Eukaryota, Viridiplantae, Streptophyta, Magnoliopsida, Ericales, Theaceae. Gene Ontology annotation, biological process: proteolysis.
UAUAGUCCUAUCACUAUUACCUCAAAAAAACCUCCAUGGCUUCACCUUAUCUCCUCAUCCUCCUCUCGCUCCUCUCUCUCCUCGCCCUAUCCUCUUCAUCACCACCACCCACCACCACCACCACCACCACCCUCUCUCUCUCACCACUAACCAAAACCCAAUUCCCAAACCCAUAUCAAACACUUAACCACCUCACUUCCUCCUCCAUAUCCAGAGCUCACCACCUCAAAACCCCCCACAAAAACUCUUCUCACACCAAAAUCAAAACCCCUCUCUUCCCUCACAGCUAUGGUGGCUACUCCAUCUCUCUCAGCUUUGGCACUCCCCCACAAGCCCUCUCUCUCCUCAUGGACACCGGCAGCAGCCUCGUCUGGGUCCCUUGCACCCAUCGCUACAUUUGCUCCAAUUGCAACUUCCCAAAUCAAAACCCAUCAAAUCUUUCCACAUUCCUACCCAAAUCCUCUUCCUCAGCCAAGAUUCUCGGGUGCGGAAACCCAAAAUGCGGGUGGGUUUUCGGACCCGAUAUCCGAACCCAGUGCAAAGGCUGCGAAGCAGGCUCCAGCAACUGUACCCAGAUUUGUCCAUCGUAUGGGAUCCAAUACGGGUCGGGUUCAACUUUCGGGUUACUCCUAUCCGAAACCCUUAUUUUUCCUGAUAAAACUGUAGAAGAUUUUGUUCUCGGAUGCUCCAUUGUAUCGACCCGGCAACCCUCCGGGAUUGCCGGGUUCGGGCGCGGGCCGGAGUCUCUCCCGGCGCAGAUGGGUCUUAAAAAAUUCUCAUACUGUCUGGUGUCUCACCGGUUCGAUGACACGCCGGUGAGUAGUGACCUUGUUUUGGUGAGUGGGUCAGAUUCCGGCACCGGAGACGUGGAUUACACGCCAUUUGUCAAUAAUUCAUUCGCCGGAAAUUCGGCAUUUCGGGAUUAUUAUUACGUUAAUCUCCGAAAAAUAACGGUGGGCGGCAAGCACGUGAAGGUUCCGCACAGUUUUCUGGUGCCGGGAUCUGACGGCAACGGCGGCACGAUAGUUGAUUCCGGCACCACCUUCACCUUCAUGGAGAGGAAGGUGUUUGAGGUGGUGGCACAAGAGUUUGAAAAGCAAAUGGCGCAAUAUAGCAAGGCUGAUGACGUGGAAAAUCGGACCGGAUUAAGGCCUUGUUACGAUAUUUCGGGGAAAAAACUGGUGUUUUUUCCCGAUUUAAUUUUUCAUUUUAAGGGUGGUGCGAAAAUGGCAUUGCCGCUGGCCGAUUAUUUUUCUUUCGUUGGUGGGGUGAGCGUCGCAUGUAUGACGAUUGUCACCGAUACCUUUGUCGGGCCGCAGGUGGGCGGAGGGCCGUCGAUUAUUUUGGGAAAUUACCAGCAACAGAAUUUUUACUUGGAAUAUGAUUUACAAAAUGACAAGUUAGGGUUUCGAAAACAAAUUUGUAGUAAAUGAAACCAUACGUCACCAACCUUCUAAUCGUUAAUUCCAACAGUAAAAUUUACUAUUAUCAUGUAAUCCGUUUUUUUUUUUAAUUUUAUUUUAUAAUAAUGAUACCAUGCAUUGGUAUACAUUAUAGCUUA